Molecule: messenger RNA, 27280 nt
Organism: Rhopilema esculentum
Lineage: Eukaryota; Metazoa; Cnidaria; Scyphozoa; Rhizostomeae; Rhizostomatidae
Source: RefSeq, a predicted model, not a curated record
AUAAAUAUUUCCAUCUUGUUGUUUAUUUUUAGUUCAUCGCUUAUUGCAUCCACAAAGAGGAAAAUAUACCCCUCUUUCGAAGUCGGGUGAUGACUGGAAAACCUUAAAGAUUUUAGUUUUGAUCUCAUUCAUUUAAACAAAUGCAAUGAAGCGUUGAAAAGAGCAUCAAAGUUGAGUUUAAGAUUGCAUCAAAAGUUGAGUUACAGAUCACCAUCAUAAAGUGUCAUCAAAAAUUUACCGUAUACUUUCAUGAAAUGCAAGUUGUUAUGAAAAUGCAUGUUAUAUGUCAAAUGUAAAAUGAAUGUAAAAUGUAAAAUGGAGCUACAAAAUUUUGUAUAAUAUGUUUUCAUUGCUAAUAAACAGGGGUUUCUUGUUAUAACUAGAAAACGCACCUAAAUUUCAAAUUUCUUUUUAUACCCUUUCAGAAUUUUUCAUUUUUAAGUAUCCUCUUGGAAAUAAGCAGGUAAAUCCGGUCUUCUUUUGAUUAACUACCAACUAACUCUAUCGAUUUAAUCUUAAAAACUAAGAUAUUAAAAAGGUGGCUUUAUACGAAAAAAAUGUAUUUUAGACAAUUUUUUAUUCUAUAGCUUCUAGAACAUUUGAUGAUUGGAGAAUGCACUACCAACACUGAUAUGUUGCUUCACAGCCUCUAGAGGUGUGAAUUUUACCUAUUUCUAGGUGGUGGUUGUGAUUCUGUCCCUUAGAAACCGCACAGCAACGGCUAAGGGGCAACUUGAAAAUGGGAAACAAACGAAACAGAUCACGCCAAAAAAACAAAAAGGAAGAGUAAUUAAUGUUUGAAACAAGCAAAAAUCUUUAUCGAUUAAUGCAAGAGAGGAGACUCAUGAAAGCAAUGAAGAAAACAGUCCUGAUUCUCCACCCUUAAAGAAAAAUAGGCCUGCUCAGCAAGAAGCUGGAGAGAUGGAGAAAACUGUUCGUAGUUUGUAUAGUAAAAAGUUGCAGCAUAGCUUGGAAUGUCAGGCAGAAAAAGAUGAUGAUUAUAACUAAAUCAUAAAGUUUUAAGUUUUAAAGGACCUGAUUACAAUGAUAGGUUGCUGUCCACCAUGUAAGAGUUCUAACAUUGACAUGGAAAAUGUUUUUAACCUACGAAUGGGUUUUCAGUCCACCUUGCAGGUACAUUGCUCUCAAUGUACUUACAAAUAUGCAUUUUCCCCUUCAAAACAGUUCUAUCAAGCUGGCAGAGGCUCUUAAGGACGUCAGAUGUCUGAAAUUAAUGUCCGAACAUUUGUUGCAUUUCUUGAAAUUGGAUGUGGCCACAAAGCCAUUCAAAAUUUCAGCAGGAUUAUGAACAUGCAGUCAUUUUCAGUUGGGGCUUUUGUCAGAAUAAAUGAUUCAUUGUAUGAGACCUAUGAAACAGCAGCACAAGAGAGCAAGAAAAAAGCAGGUGAAGAAGUGUUUUCAAAAUGUAAAGAAAAGAUCAAUGAUGGAAGAAUAGAACUAACACUGUGCUCAUUGGUCGGUACCUGGCAAAAGAUAGGACACAAUUCUGUGGGUGUUGUUGCUGAAGGAAAAUGCAUUGACUUCAAAGUUCUAUCAAAGUAUUGCAAGGGCUGUGCACUAUGGAAACAGAGGAAACAAAGAAGAAAACAAAACCAUUUCUUUCAGGAAGAGAAAGGCUGACUCCAUGCAAAAUUUCUAUGGAAUGGCUAUUCGUGAGCACAGGGGAGAGCUUUACCACAUGAAGAAAGCUGUAUGAGCUAUACUAUGGCAUUGUACAGACUUUGCUGAUGAAGAAUACCGCCAUAGAUUCUGCCCUACUGGAGAUAAGAGCUGGUGCAAAUGGGGGAAACAUCAAUCAGCCAAGGAUGCAAAGAAACAGAAAGCAAAAAUCAAUUUACCAAAGUGGAUUCACGACAUUAUUAAACCAAUUUUUGAGGAUCUAAGCAGAGAUGAGCUGUUGUCAAAGUGUCUCAACGGGCAGACUCAGAAUGCAAUUGAGUCUUUGAACAAUAUGAUUUGGCUUAAAUGUCCAAAGAGAGUUUUUGUUAAGAGCUCUUGAGAUAGGUGGCAAUGCUGCAGUAUUAGAUUUUAAUAAAGGAGCAUAUGGUAUCAGUGAGGUACUAAAGCAGUAUUGCAUUGGCAUUAGGGUAUUUAUGCUGGAUUGCUCUGAUAAGAACAACAAGGCGAGAGUUCAAUCAAUGGAAAGAAAGGCGAUGAAAGAACAAGGGAGAGGAGGAAACAUUUUUUAGCUAAAGAGAAGAUAAAUUCCUACUUUGCCCAGAGAAGUCGCUACAAUUGAUAAGAGGUUUGUAAAUCACCGUCCAUCUGUUGGUACCUUAUUGAUAAAGCUGUUCAACAACCUUUGUAGCAUUAUGGAAAGAAAUGAUCUACUUAACUUAGAGCAACAAAGUAAUAUUUAAUGUGCUAACUUUGAAAAAAAAAUAUUAACCAACCACACUGUUCUUUGUCACAUGAUAAGUAUAGCUGAACUCUAAAAUUAAGUCUUUUGUUUAAAGAAUUUUCAAUGCCAGAAAAUGGUCACCACAAAAUAAUUGCAAAUGCGCGGAAAACAGAGUCUGGGGCCCUUUGCAACGAAAAUUACCAGUGGUUACUACGUUUAACCUUGUAUUCUCUUAUUCUUCUCUCAUUUGAAAUCAAAUUUGACUUUUAUCAUAAAAGCACACAGUUGAUAACCAUCUUUUGGAAGAACCUGUUUACAAAAGGCCUUUGCAAACAUUGCUUGUUUCCAAUGUACGCAAAGUAAAUCUGACUAAACUAAGUACCCUCUUCCUGUUUAGAUGUGCAAAUAGUAUGGAUUACCCUAAAGGGUAUGAUUCCUGUUUUGGCAACAGGUAUUGGAGACUGCCUUUUUAAUUCUGUGGGAAAGUUGCUGUUUGGCACAGAGGCAGUUACACCAAUUUUGAGGCUUUUGUUCAUAACUGGUACCAUUGGUCACAUAGAUCAUUUUAUAGAAGAGUACAGGUCUCAUUACAUCACAAAAGAUUAUGCUGACGAGAUGCUGUAUGUAAUGUCAACGCAGGAAGUUUUUGAAAAAAGACCUGUCAUUGAAAGUACCAGUGUGACUGACAUAAUCAGGUUUGCUGUCAUUAGCGAGAUUACAGAGCUAUCUAAAAAGGAUGCCUAUGCAGGUCUUCUUCAAGAACAAUACCUUGCAACAGCAUUGUUUCGCGGGGUAAAUCUUUAUUGCAACCAUCCAUUUUAUCACGGAUUGAUGGCUCCGGUGUCUUUGUGCGUGUCAAGACCUACUCAACCCAGUCAAUCUUAUGUUCAUGUCAACAGCAAGCUCACUCUUCCCAAAUCACUAUGUUCUGUUGAUUCAGAAAUCAGGGAAGAGAAAGAUGGCAUUUGAGGUUCCAGCUGCAAGCCAAGAGAACAUGUGUGCAGCAUUGAAAAGACUUGGCUGCAUUGCUGUCCUUAAAGAGCGCCAAGAAUGGGUGAGCUGCAGAAAUUGUGGGCUCAGAUAUCAUUCAGCUUGCAGCCGUCUUGGGAGGAAAGAGGAGAAUUUGUUUGUUGCGUGGGCCUGCUGGUAAAAGAGCAGAUAGAGAGGGACAUUAACACAAUACGACACCAUUUUCCUGAUAUAGCUAGGCAGGUUCCCUCUUCGCUCUUUCCUAUACCUCUAAGUUUAGCAAUUAACAUUUCAUUACUGAAGUUGAAUUUUAGCAACAUAUUUACUUUUUCAAGUAGACUUUUGAUAAUGCACUUUGCAAUUUCUACGACCCAUAUUUCCUUACAAUAUUGACAAUGAAAAAUUGUCGAGCUUGUGUAAGCUGCUUUAACAAACGAGCUUGUGUAAGCUGGUUAAAAUUGGGAACCUUGUUUACAAUCAUUUGCUUUCUACUGUUUUUUUGCUUUGACUACUGAGGCAUCUGUCAAAAUACUGCACACCAACAGUGCUUUGCAGCAGCCCGAAACCGUCUUUCCGAGAGACAAUAUUCUAGAGUAUGAUCUUGUCAUCUUUCCUUGUGUUAUAAGGUACAAUUUUGCGUACAUUUUUUUGUUUCAGUAUGUGUUUAGAAAGUCUAUAGAAAGUAUAAUAUUGGGAACACACAUCUUGUAUUAAACACCAUUUAUAUUUAUUCUAAUGUUAAGAAUCAAGAGCUUUUUUUCCAAAUUGGACAAGGAACGGAGCUCUAAAAUGCCCUUUCGAAGGGUUAGAUCAAAGGUGACGCCUCUAUAUAGUUUCAAAUUUUCCAUAAUUACCGUCGACUCUAUGUUAUUUCAACUGUCUGUAUAGGGGAAAUGCAACACAAAAAUAGGCUAAGCUGUUAGCCUUUCAGAGUUUGACAAGAGGCAGGCCAAGACUUGCAAGAUUUCAUCUCAUAUUCCUAUUACAAUAAUGCUUUUGUCUAUAUCCCAAGCUUAUUUCUUAAAAUUAGUAGAGUAUUCGAAUAAGAAGGACUAUUUACCUCAGGGAACCGAGACAAAGUUGGUAAAAUAACAACAAGUUCGAAUAAUAUAGGUUUGAAAAAUAGAGGUUAUUUGAUAGAUUUUGAGGGGACGUGACAAUUUGACUAUUAGUUAGAAUUAGCAAAAGAACGAACUACUCUAGUGCGGAGUAAAUAGAGUCGACUGUACAGGAAUCAUCAAACCUGCAAAUAGUAUUCCUAUGAAUUUAAGUUACAAACAAAUAUGUAAAAUUAAUAUCAGCUUACGAAGUCAUUUAUAUUUUGCAAUCCAUAUUCUAUUAGGUACCUUUGCAACAGCAGCCGUAUGACUGUGGCAUUUAUAUGAUAUAUUACAUAGAAAAGUUAAUGAAAGAAGUGAGUAUUCUCUUACUGCACCAAUAAAUUAUGUUGAAAAUCAGCAAAAUUUAUGCUACAUUGGAAGGCAGCAACUAUGUAGAAGGGUGUUGGAAAGCUUCAAGUAAACCUGUAGCCUAAUAAAUAUCAAAAAGAGCUCAUUGCAAAGAAUACUGAGGAAUUGUACAGUUAUGAUACUAUUGAGUAAAUAAUUUCGCACUUUGAUCAAAUAUGAUUCGAACAUUAAGAAUAAACUUUUCUGUAAUGCUAUCAUCUCUUUUCUAACAGGAAUACAAGAUGGAAGUCUAUUUGGAAAUCGAUAAUUUCUUUAAUAUAGGUGAACAAGGAAGGAAACAAAUAUUGAGAGACAUUUGCAAUAACACAAAACAUUCUAACACGUAAACAGAAAUUUCAUCAAAAAUUAUCUGUUUUCAUCGUUUUGUACAAAAUGUAUAUUCUUUUCCUUUUGUCACUAUUGCACUACAUAGGCAAAAAGCCAUUUGUUUUUUGCUUUCUGUGAGAGGUUACGAAAAAUGUGGGUGUCCACAGGAAAGAUAAAUUUUACAAAAAUCGAGAUUCAUUUCGAAAUCACUAUUGCACUACAGAGGCAAAAAGCCAUUUGUUUUUUGCUUUCUGUGAGAGGGUACGAAAAAUGUGGGUGUCCACAGGAAAGAUAAAUUUUACUAAAAAUCGAGAUUCAGUUCGAAGUUUUUGCUUCCUGUGGAUGUGGGUGUCCACAGGAAAGAUAAAUUUUACAAAAAUCGAGAUUCAGUUCUAAAUUGUGAAAAACUUGGCUGUAGACAUUUCUCUACCUUUGAGAAAAAGGGGACCCGUGCCACUAUUGCACUACAGAGGCAAAAAGCCAUUUGUUUUUUGCUUUCUGUGAGAGGGUACGAAAAAUGUGGGUGUCCACAGGAAAGAUAAAUUUUACUAAAAAUCGAGAUUCAGUUCGAAGUUUUUGCUUCCUGUGGAAGGAUACAAAAAAUGUCGGUGUCCACAGGAAAGAUAAAUUUUACAAAAAUCGAGAUUCAGUUCAAAAUUGUGAAAAACUUGUUUGUAGACAUUUCUCUACCUUUGAGAAAAAGGGGACCCGUGCCACUAUUGCACUACAGAACCCAAAAGCCAUUUGUUUUUUGCUUCCUGUGGAAGGGUACAAAAAUGUGGGUGUCCAAAUUUCAAAUUUCACACUCCAUUCUGUCAUAUCUAUCUACAUGAAUCAAUCAUAUUUUGAUAAGAUCCAUACAAAGCCCCCUAAAAUGCUUGUCUACUGUGUUGUAGAGAGUAACCACCAAUAUGAUUUAACAAAUGGAUCAAAAAAAGGAAUUCCCAAACUCAAACUCAAAAUAUUUUUUUCAACAUAAAAUUGAUUAAUUACAAUAUACCGGUUAACAUAAUUAUACUAAAUAUACAAUAUCCAAGUUAAUUUGGCUAAAUAACAAUGAAUGGUCAACCACAAUAUUUUAUAGAACAGCAAUGAGAAUUAAACAAUUUUAGGCUGAUGGACACAUGGAAAGAACUUUGGGCAAGCUAUCGAGCCAUGUAUCCAAAUUGAUGUGUUUAAAAUGACGUUUUUAAGUUUGAAUAAUAACAGUAAGAUAUAACAAGAAUAAAAUAAAGUAGAACGAAAUAAAAAUAAGACUAUGUGUAAUAUUGUAAUAACAGCUAAGUGCAAUUAUAAAAUAAUCAUAAAGUAAUCAAGCCUACAGAUGUAAAAUUUUGUUUAUAAGAAAAUAUUUCAUCUGUUUCACAAAGUGGUGUUUAUUAUCCAUCUUUUUUAACUCUAUAGGUAGGGAGUUCCAAAAUUUAAUACCAUCAAAAGUGAGAAAGUUUUUUUUUAAAGUUUUGUAGAAAUGGAUGGAAGAGAAAAACCUUCAGAAGAAGAUUGCCGUGUAUUAUAAUUGUGUACAUUUUUGUUUUUACAAACUCGCCUUCAAGAGAAGUUUUGUCAGAGCUAAUUUGAUAUAUCAUUUUUGCUGUCUCAAGCAGGUAAAGUUUAUCAAAGUUAAAUAUUUUAAGUCGUUUAAAUAUAGGUUCACUAUGUGCAGUGUAGUUUGCAAAGUCGAUUACUCUAACUGCUUUUCGUAAGUUACGUUUUAAAGGUUCCAGGGUAGUUUUAUUAGCACAACCCCAAUUUAAUAUACCAUAUAGUACAUGUGAUUGAAUGAAUGAGGAGUAUAGUCUUAAGAGGUUGUUUUGGUACCAGAUGUCUUAAUUUAUAUAGCACUCCGAUUCCUUUUGAUAAUUUUAAAUUUAUUUGCUUUAUAUGCAAUUUCCAGGUAAGCUUAUUAUCAACUAUUACUCCAAGAUAUUUAGUGUAAUUUUCUUGUUUGAGAUCUCUGUUAUUAAUUUUAAUUUUAUGUUUCUAUCAGUUUUACGAGAGCUUAUCAGCAAGAAGUUCGAUUUAGAUACAUUUAGCGAUAGCUUACUAGCCAAUAACCACACAGAUACCCUUUGUAACUCCGAAUUGGUGGUUUGUUCUAGGAUAUCAAGAUUUUUGUUAGCCAAUAAAAUACUGGUGUCAUCUGCAAAUAGUCGAAACUGAAGAAUUUGAGAAGAUUUAUAGAUGUCAUUUAUAUAAAUCAAGAACAAUAGUGGCCCAAGUACACUACCUUGUGGGACACCACAAUUGAUAGUAAGCUCAUUUGCAUUAACGCCAUUAAUUGCAACUUUUUGGGUUCUUUUAGUUAAGUAUGAUUUAAACCACAAGUAUGUAAUACCUCUGAAACCAUAAUGUUCUAAUUUUUCUAGCAAAAUAUCAUGGUUAACUGUAUCGAAAGCCUUUGAAAAAUCUAGAAAUAUGCUGCAAGAAAACAUUUUAUUUUCAAUAUUAUUGAUUAGUUCUGAUUGAAGGUCUAAAAUUGCUAAAGAUGUAGAUUUGUUUUCCUGAAAUCCAUAUUGCUGUUCAAAAAUUAUUUUUUUUAUUCAGAAAUUUAACCAUACUUUUAUUAACUUUUCAAGUAUUUUGCUGAAGUUAGGUAAAAUUGAGAUAGGUCGAUAGUUUCCUUAUUCUAACUUGGAUUUACCUUUAUGAAUAGGCGUAACUUUUGCAAAUUUUAAUUUUUCUGGAAAGGCACCAAGAGAAAAGGAUGAAUUGGCGCUAAGUGCAAAAGGCCCUGAAAUAGUCAGUCAUACGGACCAAUUUUAUAAGUUUAGAGGGAGUAUCAUACAAAUCAUUUGAUUUGUUUUCAUCUAGAUUGGCAAUGAUGUCAUUUACUUCUUCAGGUUGACGCAUGUUGCAUGUUGACAUGGUUUUGUAAAGACUCUGUUGCAGAUGCGUUACAGAUUGACGUUUUUGUUUUAAGAAAUUUUUUGUUAUGUUUAUUUUUAAUCGAGAUUGACUUCAAGAUUCCUUUGGUUAUCCCGGGUUUUAGUCUUUGUUUGUACAUUUUUCGUGAAACCGGUUUUAAUGGAGCAUGUUUUUGCAUAUUAUUAAUUAGUAUAUAAUGAAAAAUGUUAUAUUGCUCGUCUGCACCUUGAAUUAAGUUUAAUUUUUCAUCCAAGUUUGAUUGGCGCAAGUCAUGUAUAUAAGAAUCUAGGUUAAAAUUGCUAUAGUCGCGAUAAAAACCUCUGUUUUUACUUUUUGAUUUAAGGUUGAUACUUUUACAAAAUAUAAAGUUUGGUAAAUGAUCAGAGAUUUUUGUUAUUAAAUUUCCACUUAGUUUUUCAUGUUCUAUUGAAUUUAAAAAAAUAUUGUCAAUGAAUGAUGGUUUAUUACUAUUGAUAAUUCUAGUGGGCUGGAGUAUAUGUGGCUGGAAAAAGUUUGAAAGCAUGAGAUUUAUAAACUUUUCGGUAUAUUCAUCUGAAUCAAUGUUUAAAAGAUUAAUAUUGAAAUCUCCAGUAAUAAAGACUGUCUUCUUUUCCUUUCGAAGUUUACUAGAGAUUAUGUUUGUUAGAUAUUCUAGGAACUCAACAUCAUUUCUUUUCUUUGGGUGACGAUAAAUAAUAGCAAUCAAGAAGUUCUUAUUGUUCUGAGAUUUAAUUUCGGUCCAGUUUGCUUCAAACUCACUACUAUUAUCUGAGUGAGAAAUAUUUAAGUCCUCUCGAGGAUGAAAAGAUAGUUCUUCAGAUACAAAAAAGCAGCAGCCCCCUUUCAUGCUUUUACCAGAUGUUCCUGUGUAUUUUUGAUACCCUUGUAAGGUUAAAUUUUCAGUAUUUGAUUCAUUGUUAUUGGUUAUCCAUGUUUCAGAUAGUGCAAUAAUGUCAAAUUUAUGUUCUAAUGAAGUAGUUAAUAACUCUAAGUUUUUAUUCAAAGAGCAAAUAUUUGUGUGCAUCAGACUAAAAAAGGGUGAGUGUUCAGAAUUUAGUUUCCUAGUUAACUUAUGAAAUUCAUGCGUUGUAUAAAAUUUGAAAUUAGCAUUUAGGUUUAAGUUUUUAUCAAUAUCGUUAUCUGAUUAAGAUCAAGUUUAUCUAGAUUCAAUUCUGUAAUAGUUACUAAACAUUCGUAGUCUGUCAGGUCUUUUGUUACGUCAUUACAAAGACAUAGCUCAUUAGAAUUGAAGUUACUGGAAAGAAUAUCCUGAGCGUGAACAGAAUUGAAAGGAAAAACAUGGUAGCGACAGCUAGGGCAAAGCCAUUGUUGUGCGUCAGCACCUAGAUUUAAAAUAUCUUGUUCUGUUAAACCAGAGCAUUUCCUGAUGUGAAUAUAGCUUUUUCAAUAUUAUUAACACGUUUAUCGCAAACAGAGCAGGAUUUGUUAAAGUAAAUAAUCGAAUGGUGUUGCUUCUUGUCUGCGGAAAUUGCUCUUAAGAAUGGAACAUUUCUCAUUUUUUGAAAAUGUAACGCAUCGGCAACACAGUCUUUACAAAACCAUGUCAUAGAGGUGUCAUUUCCUAGUUCUUUAAAUCUUUGAAUUGAUAAUUUGCUACACCUAACGUGAUACCAAUUGCAACAUCCGUCACAAUAUAUUGGAUUCUGACUCUCCAGAGCCAAUAAUUUGCAGUUCGGGCAUGAAUAUGAAUAACUACUCAUUUAGAUUGUGGGGGUUAAUUAUGAAAAUCUGUUUGCCCUGCCUUGAUACUGGUGAUAAAAUGCUAAAAAUAAUAAAAAUAUUAAUGUUAAUAAUGAUAAAAAUAUUAAUGCUAAUAAUAAAAAAAAUAUUAAUGUUAAUAAUGAUAAAAAUAAUAAUGGUAAUAGUAAAGGGCCUAAUCUGAAACAACAAGAAAGGCAUGAAGUGUUAACAUGGGUAAAGUUUAUACGGCAUCACCUGAGUUUCAAACAAUCUUUUUUGUAAUGUCCAAUUCAUUUCUGAUAGUAACAAAUGCUGAAUCCUUAUUUUUUCUGGCAAAGAUAACCCCAUACCUGGUCCACACGAAGUCCCAUCCGAUUUCCUUUUUCUUAUCUCUUGCCAGUUUCAAAAGAUACUUAUUUUUUUGGUUAAAGAUUCAUUGAUGAAUACUCUAACGUUAGCAGCUUUCAACCCAAGAUCUUUUCCUGAAAUGUUUCUUGUCUCUUUUCUUUUUUGCAUGAAAGCAUCUCUCAAUUUCCUAUUUCCAAAUUUGCAGAUGAUAGUAGUGUCGUUCUCUGGUCCGACACGGUGGCAGGCUUGAAUUUCUGUAGCAGCGCAUUUCACCCCAAGCUUUUCACCCAGCUUAAUCACCAAAGACUCUGUUUUCUCGUUUUCUUCUAUAGGAAUUCCAUUUAUUUCGACACAGUCUCUACGGCCGUACUGUUCUAGAUCGUUGACUUCGUUAUGGACUCUAUUUAUUUCUGCUUGUAGCUUUCCACCUUGUUUUUUGAGCACUCCAUUUUCGGCUUCCAAUUUUAUGUUUUUGUUGAGGAUGGUAUUGGUUAUUUUCCUUUGGUUUUCAUACUGGGUAUUGAUGAACUCUAUUGACUUUUCAAAAACCAUCAAUCGCUUUUCCAAUUUUUCAAAAUCCUCUGUAUGUUGCGAUGUCUGUGAUUGAACUCCUCUUAGUAUCAGAAGGAUUUCGUCUAUUUUCUCGUUGGUAGUAGCAGAUUCCAUACUUGAAAUAUACGGUUUCGACGAGUUUCUCACAUUUUUAUGAGCGUUGAAAAACACGUCCGCAUGCCAGCACGACAUGCACAAAAAACCAACUUGUAUAUGUUUUGAAAACACCAAGGAAUCAUAAAAAUAUCUCACCACAGAUCUUUCCAUUUGCUAGCCUUUUACCAUUGCUUUGGAAUCAACCCUUUUUUUAUUUAAUAUUCCUGCUGCUUAUACAAAAUAUUGACCAUCUUUACCUCUUUCGCAGAAAGCAUAUUCCUAGAAACCUUGAUGAAUUUCUAUGUCUAGAGAAGACAGCCAUGACAAGGCUAUCAAAAAAUGAUGAUCCAGGAGCAGAUUGAUGAAGAAGUUAAACUCGAGCUUCUAGCAAAUGAAGAACAGGAGUUUACAGCAGCCUAUUCAAAAAAUUUUGCAAGGCAGGAUUAUGGAGAUUUGUCUGAGGAGAUUAUGAAGGUGAAUGAAGUGAAAUGUGUUGCAGCCUUGUCACAACUAAUUUCCCUUCUGGGUACAAAAUGUCGACAAGAAAAUUGCAGUGAAAGUUUCAAGGAAAUAUGGAAUUUUGUAAUACAGUACUGCAUUAAGCUUGAAUGCAUUUGUAAAAAAGGCCACAAAUGGGUAUUCGAGUCCCUUUUAUGCUGCAGUCUUUUAUCUGGUGGUGAAAUCACACAGUUCAAGAGAUUUUGUAACUUCAGCGGUAUAGGUGGUGCUCUUUGAUAAAAAGCAUUGACGGCAUGGAUGGUUUUAAGGUCAGCAGCUUGACCUUUUGUGUGAAAAGAAUUUUACGUCAGCUGAAACCCGAACCAUUGGCGACUUGUUGCUGGUGCUGUACCCUGUUUGAAUCUUGUUGCUGGUACUGUCCUUUCAACAGGAGGCAAAUGCAAAGCAGGAAAACCUCCAUCAGCUCGUUUUGAAAUAUUCCCCAGCUCAUCUCAGGAUACAUCUUCACAGUUUUCAAGCUUUGGUGGUGUAAUUGAUGCUGAACUUGGCUCUCUGUUCGAAGAUCUUUCGACAUCAACUGUAUCAAUAUCAACACAAACUGAUUUCUCUUUUGUUAAUUCCCCAACAUACCUUCCAAUUGAUUUUGAAAAGAUGGAAAAUGAUAUAAUGGAUUCAUUCAUCAAAAGUGACACUCUGCAAUCUCAAAGUCAAGAGCUCGCAGCCAAAGUAAUUGAAUUAGAAAAUCAAGUGGAACAGCUAGAGUUGCAGCUCGAGUUAAACUGUCUCUUUUUCCAUUGAAAAGUUAAAGUCAGAUAGUUCUGCAACAAAGUUUUACACUGGUUUUCCAAACUUUCCAACACUGAUGUCAACAUUUGAGUACUUUGAGCCUAAAGUCCUGCAAAUGCAAUAUUGGCGUGGUAACAAGUCUUCACAAAGCUAUGACGAUCAUCACAGCAAGUGUUCACGUGGCCCAAGCGCUCUCUCACUCAUCUGGAAGAAUUCAUUCUUGUUCUGAUGAGUCUAAAAGUUGGUUUGUUUUUUGAUGAUUUAGCUGCUCGUUUUGGAAUUUUUUUCCAGUCAGGUUUCAAAAAUCUUUACAACAUGGAUUUGUUUUCUUUACCACGAACUCCCACUGCUUUUCAAACCCCCUUCUCAAGAGGUUGUUCGUCAAGGCAUGCCUGCUCAAUUUAAAGAUUUCCCAACAACGAGAUUAAUAAUUGAUUGCACAGAAAUAUUUGCAGAGGUUCAAUCAUCUAUGAAAGCACAUUCACAGACAUGGUCCGAAUACAAGCAUCAUAAUACAUGGAAAGUUUUAAUUGGCAUAUCACCCUCUGGCCUCAUUACCUUUACCUCAAAGUUAUGGUCUGGUAAGGUCUCUGAUAAAGAAAUCACUCUUAAGUCAGGUGUUCUAGCACUUCUUGAGGAUGGUGGUAACCUAAUGGCUGACCGUGGCUUUGAUGUCAAAGAUAUUCUUCCUCCUGGAGUGACUCUAAACAUCCCACCUUUCAAGGGUACAUGAGCACAACUGACAGCGAAUGAGACAGAAGAAACUGCUCGCAUUGCUUCUGUACCCUCUAUAUGUACAGUAUACAAUGAUAUAAUGUAAAGAUUAAACACACACCAAUACUUUUAAGCAUACACAACGUUACAUCUAUGUAUGUAUAGUAUACAGUGAUAUUAUGUGAAGAUUAAAUACAUACCAAUUCUUUAGAGCAUACACAAUGUUUACUUGAAUACAUAUUUAACUUAUAAAAACUUCUUAAAAGGCUUAAAGAAAUUAUUUUAUUUAUUAUUAUUAUUAUGUUUAGCCAACGAUACUGAACAUUAUUACAAACAGGAUUUAUUUUGUGUGUGUAUAUCUUAAUAAUAACAAGAAAUUAUUUGAAUUUAUCAAAGUUUUUCCAAUUUCCAUGUAAAUAUAAUUUGAAUUCACGUUUCACUCGCUUAGUGAAAAAUUCAGGAAUAAUUUCUCUCCAUUAAAAUAAGUGAAGCUAGGGUGGCAUGUACGAUAAAACAAAUUCUUCAUCAUAUUGUAUUGACUCCACAAACAAUGAUUCACUACCAGCAAACCAAACAACAAAAUCAAUACGUUUAAAAACAGCACAAAACAUUUGGCCUUGAACUUGAUAAUAGUAUUGAUGUUUGCGCUUGAUAGUGCCGCCAUUAUUCUCCAAGAAGAACUUCUUAUCUUUGAGUGCAUCCUGAAGAGAGAUUUUGAACUUGGAGAAUGGACAUUUUAUUUCCAAACCCCAUCUUUCAUUGUUAAAAGAAACCAUGCCAUCCAAAAAUGCAGCAAGAAAAGAAGAAGAAGAAGAUAAUUGGAGGCCAGUUUCAGAAACAAUGACAUUCAGGCCAUGCUCUUUCAUGUAGAUUGUGUAGAGCUCAAUGGCAUGUCCUUCAAAUUUCUUGCCAUGGUUGGUUGCUAAGGUUGAGAAACACUUGAAAAACAUAUCCAAUUGCUGUUGGAGGAUUGACCAAGGGUCACCUUCUCAAUGUCAGAAAUUUUUUUCAGCAGACAAAGAUAGGCUAUGACAAUAAAUGUUCAUCAUAUCUUUAGAAGAUUGUUUGGAGAUAUCGUAACACUCAUUGAAAGAGACUGCUUUGGCUAAAGAUGGAUCUUGAGUAUCAGUUCCACUGGUGAAAGCACUGUCACUUGAAGAAGGAAGAUCAGAUUCUGAAGCUGGAUAAAAACCUAAAGAAUCCGCUAUUUGGCAUGAAUUUUGUUAAUUUUGAUUUUAAAAUUUCAAGAUCUUUAAUGGUCACGGUUCUAUGGCUGGUAAUGCGAGGGUCAAAUGAUUUUGGAACAUCAUAACCAUCAUAAUUCCUUCCAAACUUAAUCUUCUUCAUUACAACUCCAUCAAUUGGAUUAAAAGCUGGAUUAAAAGACAGAAGGGCAGAAGCAUUUGGCACAUUCCAUGAGGUUAAUUUUGAUGUGCAGAAAAACCGCUGAUUCAAAUCCUUGAAGACCACGCCGGUUAAAAUCUUCCAGGGCAAAGAGAACUCCACCAACAUGGUUGCAGCUUCCAAACCCACCAAGACCAAUGCCAGCAGGACAAGAACAGGCAGCAGAGCAAACAUCACCAGAAAGAUUUGAAAGCUUUUAAAUUACUUUAUAGAGAACCUUCUUCAUAGAUGCCUUGACACGAACAUUUAAGAAAGUAAACUCCUUUUUCUUAGCUACAUCAAUCUUAGUGAUAAAGCCUUCAAAGAAAAACUGAAUUGCUUUCAGUUUCUUGUAGGCAGUACUCUUAAGAAGGAUGUGCUUGAAUUUUGAUGUUCGAAUAACCAAAUAUCCAUAGAGCUGCAGAAAAGUGAAAUGGGGUGUUCCACAUAAGUCAGCUGUCCAAGGAAGAUGCUUGCACUGAUCAUAAAUAGCCUCAAAUGUGAAAUCAUUUUCGUGACAAAGUAAGGAGGACUCAUCUGAAAUGUCAUUGGAUUGAGAAUUGAAAUUCUUUGCAUGAGAAAAGACAGCAUGUGCACGAAGAAUAAGGUCGGCUUUGACACCGGAAGUUUUCUCCCUGUAUUGUACAAGAAUAUGCUUCAAUUCUUUAUAAGUCAGUGCGCCAAGAUCUUCUAAACAAUCAACUUUCUUUUCCUUUGGCAGCAACAAUUUGAAUGCAUCCAUUUCAAUGAAAAAUCAGGCGUAAAAAAUUCUUAAAUGUAGAAAUAUAUAAUCGACUCUGUAGAUGUCCAAAGAGGCCCAAACGUUUGCACAGCCGACUACAUCAGUUGCCUCUACUCCAAGCGCUCCUCUCUCUUUCAAACACCGCGUGACGUAAUUGUGAAGGGGGUCCUUUGGGCUUAUACAGCACUUGGGGUGAAAUCAAAAAAAGGGUGCCUCAAGGCUCAAUCCUAGCUCCACUGAUAUCUGUAAUUUUGUCGAUGAUUCCUCCCUUUAUGCAACACAUGUCAAUUUGCAAAACAUUUAAAAAAAGAAACUAAAAAAGAUGCAAUCAACAUCAUCAAAUGGUUUUCAGAUAAUAAAAUGAAGCUAAAUAAGAAUAAAAAUAAUACAUAUCGAUGAUGCUGGGUGCUAUAUGUAGCCUUCUUGCAAUAAAUUUUCAAAAAAUGUGCAUUAUCCUCAAAAAGAUGCGAAUUUAUUUAAUUUCGCGGAUUUUUUUGUGUUAUAUGCGGAUUUUGUAUUCAUAUUGAUGAUGCAGAGUGCUAUAUGUAGCCUUCUUGCAAUAAAUUUUCAAAAAAUGUGCAUUAUCCUCAGAAAGAUGCGAAUUUCAAAGUCAUUAUAAAUUAACAAUAAAACAAAGACUAGUUUUUCAUAAUUUUAUCAUAAAACAAAGAACAGUUUUUCAUAAUACAGCUUCAUGGUUGAGACCAGCUCAUAAGAAUCUACAAACAGAUUCAAGCGAAAAAAAAUAAUGAACGCUUGUCUUUGGCUUGUCUCUCGUUUUUCAGCAGCUAUUUUAUGCAAUGAUGGUUAGAGUGUUCGCAAAGGUGCAUGGUAGUCUCUGGCUGACAUCAAAACCAUUUGUUUGUGUGUUUUUUUAUUGCAAACUAUCUAGGACUGCAGGACCAAAAAAGGUGAUUACAUAAAUAAGCUCAGGGUUAGAGGCUCAAUUUCAUAGUCAAAAGUCAUUGGACAUUGACAGAUGGAAAACAAAGUCACAAGGCAUUUUAUGAUGUGAUGGGGAUAAAGUGUAACCAUGUCUUUUGAUUGCCUCUCUUUGAAAUACUGAAUGGCUUCCUGCUUUCUUUUGCGAUUUGGAAAUUGAUCCAAAAGUGAGCCUAGAUUCUUUCUUUCAUAUUUAUUGCUGAUGGUUGCUAGGUCGGUCUUGGCUUCAAACAGCAGCACAUCUUUAUCCUGUUAAAAACCAAAAACAUUUUAUGGUAUUUUGAAAAACUAUUCAAAUUAAAUUGAAUAAUGUGUAAAAUGUAUACCACACCAUAACAGGUAUCUUUCUCACAAUUUCUUCACCUAGUUUGUAUUUGGGAUAAGAAACUUUGAAGUAUUCGUCUCCUGUGUUUGACAUCAUCUGUUUUUUUUAAGGUUUCCACUAAAAUGCAGUGUUGCCAAUGCAUGUCAAGAAAAAAUGAUAUUUGAAAUUUGCACCUCUAAUCUCUAUUUAAAUAUUCUUGUUGACUCCCCUUAUGAUAAUGUAAUUGAGGGCAACAUGUAUUUUGGAUAAUUGAAUAAAAAGUCAAAAUUACAUUUAUAUAUGGAAAACAUGCUCAAUUUUUCACAUUAUUUUUUCACAUCAUACCAUUCCAUUACAUUCCAGCUUUGCUCUUUGCAAGAAUCUCAGUGCAAACUUUAACCUUACAUCCGUUCCCAUCCAGGAGAAAUGCAGCAUUUUUGGGUGCCAUUGAUUUAGAGUUGAAUGAAAACUCUCAAGACAACUGGUUUGGUCACUGUAUGAUAGCAUCUUAACUGCACCGCAAAGUUUUGGAUCAGAUACAAUUGCCUUGAGUUUAUCAAAUAGCACUGUACCUGUAAAGUAUAUAUGGAAAAGUGAGAAAAAAACUACCUGUUUUCCACAAACUAGCGUUAUUGAAACAGAAUAUCAAAAAAAGGAAUGAUGUAUAAUUACCUAUUUUGAUCCAUUUUCUUCUUUCAGUAAUUGGUUCAUGGACACAAUUUUAAAAUAGGGGGACCCCCUCCCCUCCCCCCAACAAGGGAUACCUCCUCCCGGAAAGAAGAAACAAUUUUAUACUCUUCCUGUAACCUUUUUGCAACAAUUGUAACUUAUUAACAUUGACAUGUAGUAGUUGAACUUUCAAAGUAUGGCAUUUAAGUAUGAACUUUGAAACAGAAACACAUAAAAGCAGCAAAUAAAAGUGUUUAUCUUUUGACCACACCCUUACUGCAUGAGACGCACCCUUUUUGUUGGCAAAAACUACUUAUUUACCCCUGUAAAAAAUUUUGGCUCCACCCCGGAGGAAAUCUAUAAAAUUUGAUGAAUGUUUUAUUUGCACACAUGUAUUUUGUAGAGCUUCAAAUUGGAAGGGCUUGACUUUUUUAUUUGACACACAGAAUAUAUUUUAUGCAACAACAAUCCAUCUACUCAGGCAAAAACAUGUAAAGAAUAUGGCUGCUUGUUUCCAAAUCUGAGAGAAAAGCUUAUUAAAAACUAGAUGCUAAUUGGGGGAGGGGGGUUUCUUGAGAGGGGAGCUUAAACAAAUGCUAAUUGUUCUGCUGCUCAUCAAAUUCACAUUCAAAAAGAAUUUGUUGUAUUUUAAUUUUUGCUUUUCUGUUCUGCUUGUCUGGGAGCUUCUUCAAAAUUGGUAUAAUACUUUCCGCAAAGCUAACGUCUGCAUCAAACACCUUUAACUUUGGUACACCAUCAUCCUACAGGGCUUCAAUUAAUAGAAGGUUUUUCCAACUGAGUCGAUAGAAGGUUUUUCCAACUUCCUUUUUCCGGUGUUUGAUUUGGGUCUACUACCUCCUACUGGGGUGGGUGUAAUGCUGGCAGGACUCUCAGGAAGAAUCAUAUCAGAGGAAUCUUCAAUAUUGAGGUUGCUGGUAGUUGGCCUGUUUGUGACAGAAUCUUUUAUAAAAGUCAUCUGAUCAAACAUUUUACAUUUCGGUAGUUUUCCGGCUGCAGCCCCAGAACGUGUCAUCAGUUCCCUUUUUUUGAUGCACUUUCUUUAAGGUGUCCUCUGGAAAAUCAGAAUUCCAAAUUCAUCAGAAUUCGAAAAUGCAAAUUCAUAGAACUCAAUAUCGACGUUUUCGAUCUUUUAGUGACAAAAAUCUAGUUGAAAUGUGUUACUUAACAAUUUUUUUUAAAAUUACAUUGAUAUAAAUAUUUGUAUACCACAUCAUACAUACAGAAAAAGCUCUAUUAAGCCCCUCUUAUCAAGCAAAAAUUUUAAAUAAGCCCCCCUCUCUUUUAAGCCUCCACUUUAGAACUAAGAAGUAAAUGAGCUCCCCUGACUUUGAGCUUUUACGGUAUAUUUACAUAUGGUAUACCAUGCUGCAAAGUAUGUUUUGUCAAGUUAUUGUUAAAAAUCAACGUUAAUGAGCAAGAAAUACACAUUGAAAACGAAAUACAAACGAUGACAAAGAAACAGAGCCAAAAGGCUGUAAAAAUUUAUGAAAUGCACGAGGAAGUACGAUAUUACAUUGUGUAGAGUAGGCCUAAACACGUCAUGAAAAUUGAAGGAAAAAAUCAAACAAAAGUUACCCUCUUUUUCAAAUUUCUGACUCAGUUCCUGCCAAGAUUGCUGCUUUUUAGGGCCAUCUUUAUAAGAUCGGCAUGAAGUAUCCCAUAAACAACGAUAUUGUUUAAGUUCCUCAAUAAAUAAUUCUUCAGACCAUUCCGUCUGGGAUUCCGUCUCUUCCUCGACAAUUGUAUCGCCCGUGCUUUCAUUUUCAAACGCAAGAUAAUUUGAAUUUACUGUAGGGGAUUGACUUUGCUGAAACUGGCGUAAAAUCGACAUGACUUCUGGCCUUAUUGUUAUUUUUUCCAUCCUUUGAACAAGAUUUUCUCAGCAUAGAAGAGCGUGGAGUUGAUUUUUCGGAUAAGCGCCAAAGAAAACAAGACAGGGUGAUGAGGCAUUUUAUGUAAACCAGACAAGAAAACAAAGCAUCUAAUUGGUUUGUGAGAAUCUGGUCGCAGAAAAGUUAAAAUCUAUUCAACUCCCAAAAGCAGUCGCGCGAUCGCCAGUGCAAAGGGGAAUCACUGCCAUUGGGGUAAAUGCGCAUGCCCAGAACAACAGUCGUGCCAGAUUCACCGAAGUGGAAACCCGCCUUUAGAUCUUUCAAGCUGUUUUCGGAACAGAAUUUCAUCAAAACCUGUCUUGUUGUGGCCUCCUCGAUAAAAACUCUUUUCUUCAAGCUGGUAAAAAAUUAUAGGCACAGAGAUUAGAUAAGGUCAAUCAGUGACUGUUAACAGCUAUAACCAGCACCAAAAUUUAACUGCUGACAUGAAACUUCACAUUUUCAAACCUUUUUCACUGUAUGAAUACCCAAACCAUUGGAUGUACUAAAAUGAUAUCCACAAACCUAAAAGGCCAUGCCAUCAUUCCUUCAUCUUAAUUAUUUUAACAUUUAUCAAACUUAUAAAAACUAUGUAAUGUUCUUAUCAGCCUUUCAAUAUUGGCAAUGUUGACAUCUCAUCUUCUAUAUCAACCUUUCGUGCAUACACAUUGGAAACUCAGGAAAGUUGCAUCGCAAAGGAUGAUACGUGGAAAUCCACCACAUCUGGUACAAAAGAAAUUGUCUUAGACGUCAACUUGAAGCAGCUUGAAAAAUGAAUACCAUGCCACUCUCCACUGAUGGUAAGUAAGGCAAUGUUCUAUUAUAUAGCCAGCUGCUGCGAGGUUCAUUUCAAUACAAUUAGGUAAUUCAAAAGUGAUUGGCUAAGAGAAAGGAAAGAUAAAGUUCUACAAAACUCACAAAUAUCCUUAAAUAAGUACCACAGAAAAAUUGUCAUUUUAUAGUUGUAAACGCUAUAUUCAAAAAGCUAUCUAAAGAAGGUACCUGUUUCCUGAUACGAAGUGGUGCAAGUAGUUCAUGAGAACAUCAUGACCAGUUAGAAAACUUCCCAUAUUCCAUACCCCCUUCAGUCAAUCAUCAUACAAUUUUGUGUGCUGAUGCAUGUCCUUGUUACAUUUGAGAUAUGGAACUAGCAAAGCAGAUUAUUGGAAACCAAAGAAGAUAACUGGACACAACAACAUAGGAAAAAGGAAAAUUGAAAACUUUGUCUGGAUUUAGACAAACAGAAGAAUUUCACAAUGCAUCAGUUAAGCAAAUAUUAAUAGAAUUUUUCUAAUUUGACAAAAGUGUAUAACAACAGUUCAGUUAGCAUUUGGAUCCAUGUAAAACAUUUUUAGCUUCCACUUGUUAAUUUAAAAUGAGUUAAUUUAACAAAGACUAUCCAUCGUUCAAGAGCACAAUAUUCUUAGUUAAUGCAGUCCUUACCAUAAACAUCAAUGAUCUUAUUCUGCAUUAAAGUCUCUUCUUAUCCUUUUCUCAAAAAACACCACAUGUUUCGCCACAAGCAUUCUGUCCAACAUCAGUAAAAUCAGGAACCAAUUGAAAGAUGUUUUCGUCUGUAAGCUGAACAUUAGAACAAAGCAAUCCAUUGAAUACGGUUCUUUUGAAUGGUAAUGUCUCCAUGGGAAUUAUUCUCUCUGAAACUGCUUUUCGUACAUAAUUUUUUAAAAAGGAAGUUUUCAAAUUUUCACAUGUCUGUAGAAAAUCAAUUAGAAAAUUCAGGGAUAGUAGCUUUUUCUAUGGUAAGUGUGACAUUAAAACAGGUCACAUGUUUACAAGAACGCUGGUUAUUCGAAUCGAGACACUUAAAACCACCCAUGUCCAUUCCAACAACUCCAUACCCACCAUCUGUUGAUCGCACAUAAACAAGAGACUCCCUAGUCAAUGACAGUUCAACAAAGGCUGGAAGUUUCCAGACAGUCUUUUAUAGACAGCCAGAUUGCUUGUCUUUCUAUAAGAACAUUGUUUAUAAUAGGAAAACAAGGGGCUCGAAAGUCAACAAAAGUCUGACUUUUUUAAAAAAUUUUCAUGUUCAUUAUGCUUUGUUGCUGGUGGUUGGAAACAAAUGUGACUUUAUGUGAGUUCUUUGCAAAGUUUCAAUGAAUGGAAACAGUUACUUCAGAAUAAUUUUAAAAUAUCUUAAGGCCUAAAAUGUAAGUCUUUUUAGAAUAUUGAAUCCCAACAAAAUACAAGGUAUUAUUAUAAAAAUUUGUAUAAAAUGAUUUUCUUAUCUUGUAGAAACAACACUUCAGUCUUGCAUUAAUUGUCAUUCGUAUUUUUAAAAUUAGAUUUAUAUCACAGACUUUGUAGCUAAUAAACUUCUAAAUCAUCUUCACUAUACUGAAGAUCAAAGAGCAGUUGGCUUAUUUUAAUCUUAGCAAGGCGUUUCUGUUUUUUUGUAUCAAACUUCGACAGUACAGAGAGUCUUCAUCUUCACUGAUAGAUUUUUAGAGUGGUUCGUCACAGUCGACCAGUGACUUACUCCAUCUGAUUCGCUCAAGGCAGUGCAUGCCUUCAAGUGUGACGUUAUUUUUCUAUUUAUCUUCUUCGACAAAGUUGCAGUAGCGGAACAGCUACUUGCGACACUGCCGCUAGGACUUGGCAUGGAGAACUGGAGCUCUUCUGCCUGUACAACAAAUCCAGCUUCCAUUGGGGAAAGGUUGCUCUCCAUAAGUUUAUUUGCACUUUUUUCAUGCAAGAAUGCAAUUUGCUCAAAAAAUUUACAUUUUGGCAACGUUGCAGCUGCAGCACCAGACUGGGUCAUGUGAUUUCGCUUGUCCAAACAUUUUUCAAAGUAUCUUCCAGAUUCUUUAAUUGUUUCUAAAGAAAGUCAACUGAAAAAAUGGAGCAAUCUGCAUUUACUCUAGGCGUUCUAAAAUUUUCUAGACAAAGACACUGUUCGCAGUACACUUUUUGCAGUCUGUUUGUAGUAUCUAGUUCUUUGAAAGACUAAAACUUACUAUUUUUGUUGAACAUAGCUGAUAGCUUUUUCCACGAAUUUUACUUUGCUGUUCUGUCUUAAUACAUUGGAUGAUUCACAUCCCAAUGACAUUGCAACUCUUUAAUGGCUUUAAUGAAUGCUUCUCUUUCCCACUCUACACUGUCAGUUAUCUCAUCCUAUAUAAAAAGAUAUAAAUAUAAAAGAUAUAAAAAAUACCCCAUAAUUAGUUUCAUCAUCAGAACUCCCAUCAGAAAGUUAGAUCAUUUCUAUCAUAACAUCAAUUUUCUGCAAGCCCUGAAUUCAAGACAAAAUACAAAAAAGAGAUUCUCCGAUUUUAGGGGGCUCUGCAGCUUUAUAUCUAUAAGAAAAUACUGAUCAAUUAUUUCUAUGUUUUUAGAUAGGGGUGCAUUGUAAAAAAUAAAGCAAACAAAUAAGCUCACCGUGUUUUCUUCAUCUUCACCAUCUCCAUCGACCAAAUCAGGAGUCUGUGAUGACUGAAGCUGUUGCUGUUGAGAAGCCAAAUAAACAGCCAACAUUUCAGGGUUUUGAAGAAUUUCUGAGAGGUCGUUUAUUUCAGACAUAUUGAUAGAACCCUAAAACUUAAUAGAGCCUGCCGUCAUCAAUUUGAAUUUUGAAUGUUGUAUAAUGAUCCGAUCAUCUAAAUCUUAAAUAGGGUGUUUGUGUAGGUAGGGGAGUGUUUGAGGAAAGAAUGGGGAACAAUGGAGAGAGAAAAGAGGUAGGCCAUCAGAAAUAAAAAACAACAGUUAGCUGUUAAGAUUUUUCCUUUUUGCAUGUAAUUAGCUGUGGCAUAGUUCUUGUUUGUACGUUAUAAGCCCCCCGACAUAAAAAAAAUCACUGGUUCUGAUAUAAAGCGGAAUCCAAUUUCGCUGGAAGUUAGUGACCGAUGCUGUUUAUUUGCUCAAGCUGUUUGUUGAUCCCAAGACGACCACUACACGAACAACACGAAAAGCACCUAAAGAUCGCACUUCAUCUGUUUAUUCUCAACAUUCCUCUUUAACUGCUCCUGAUACCUGUUCUUUUCCUGAUUUCGAUGAAGAUGAAGAUGUUCAAAUUUUAUACUUGGUUUCCAAAUUUUACUUCUCUGGAAUUUGUUUUUGAUUAUUUAGCACAAAAGUUGGAUAAUAUUUCUUAUUGGCGGGGAUCCAAGUCACAUGAUGUAUCUAAAGACAAACCGGACAGGCCAGAUGAACAUGGGAAAUCUGGUCCCAAACGCAAGUUAUCUUACUUUGAAGAAUUUGUCUUGGUUUUAAUGCGUCUGAAAGUUGGUUUAUUUGUAAAUGAUUGUGCAUAUAGAUUUGGUAUCUCAAGUGGACAUGUUUCAAAGAUUUUUACUACUUGGAUCAACUUCUUGUUUCAUGAAUUGCCUUCUCUCUUUCCCUUCCCGUCUCAAGAACAAAUCCAAAAGUUAAUGCCAGAAGAAUUUUAAACUGUACCCAUCCACACGAAUAAUCAUUGAUUGUACAGAAAUUUUUACAGAAGUCCCUUCAUCUAUGAAAGCUCAGUCACAAACUUGGUCCGAGUAUAAACAUCACAACACCUGGAAAGCCCUUGUUGGAAAUCUCCUACUGGGGCAAUCACAUUUGUAUCUAAACUGUGGACAGGCCGUGUAUCUGAUUUAUAUCUGUAUCUGAUUUAUAUAUGAUGAUAAUCUGUAUUAUAUUGUAAGUGAAAAUAUGAUUAAUAAUUGUAACACAGUUGCCUACACUUUCAUAUUUGUAUUACAGGAAAGACUAAUAAAAUAUAGUUCUUUAAUUCUAACAGGGUUGCUUAUACAAUAACUCUUUCAUAUUUGUAUUACACGAACAACUAAUAAAAAAUAGUUCUUUAAUUGUAACACAGUUGCUUAAACAACAACUCUUUCGUAUUUGUAUUACACGAAUACUGAUAAAAAAUAGUUCUUUAAUUGUAAUACAGUUGCUUACACAAUAACUUUUCAUAUUUGUAUAAAACGAAAGACUGAUUUAAAAAUAGUUCCUUAAUUGUAACACUGUUGCUUACACAAUAACUCUUUCAUAUUUGUAUUAAACGAAAGACUGAUAAAAAGAUCACCAUCUGCCAUGCUUAAUUUGUGACUUUUGAAUUUGUUUAUAUGGUAUUUGCUCGUCCAUUAUAUUGUAAAUAUAAAUUAAUAGGAUUGAAAUUUAAAAAAAUUGUAUAUAUAGACAUAAUGGAAUUUGCCAAAUGACAAGACUUUGAUUAUUACAGUAGCAUUUCUACUGUAGAUACUAACCAUUCUAAACAGAGUCUUUCCUUUAUUAUUUGAAAUUCCAAUUUUCAAAACAAUUAAAUAUAUUUCUAAUUUCAAAGAAAGUUUCUCCCAGCCACCAUGAGAAUACAAUUUUAGACCUCUUUUUGCAUGCUUUGCGAAAAAUUCUAGCAAUACAGCUCUGCGAUAGAAGAAGUUAAACUGAGAAAGAAUGGAGUUUUGAAAAAGAUGUUCAUCAUACAUAAUGGAUUGAAGGAACAAGGGUUGGUUAUCUCCAAACCACACCACCAUAUCAACUUUUCUUAAUCCAAAGCAAAACAUUUCAUCUUGAAUUUGGUAAUAGGCAUGAGUCUUUUUUAGCUCUACCACAUCUGUCUUUCUUAAAAAAAACUGCUUAUCUUCUACAGCGUCAAUUAGAGAAGAUUAAAAUUCUGAAUAAGGACACUUAAUUUCAAGUCCCCGAGAAUCUUGACCAUGCUUUACAAUACCCUCUAGGGAUUCACCAAGACAAAAAUGAGUACUGGUUACAAUAAGGCCAGGUUCAUCAACAAAAAUUUUAUUGAAACCAUUGCAUAGCAAAGUCUCCAAAUAUAAAGAAGAAGCAUGGGACUCGUAAGCCUUUCCAUGUCAUGUGCUAACAGAAGAGAAAAAUGAACAAAACAUUGACUUUAACUUAGACGAUGGUUCAACAGUAGUGACCUCAGCAGGGUAAGAAUAGACCUUUCCCCUUGUUAUGUCAUGCACUCCUGAGUCCCCGGCCGUCUGUUUACGUUUUAUAUGGUGAUGAAGACACAUUGUAUUUUGCUGCUCAAAAAUUGUUAAAAAUCACAGAAAAUCCAGCGAAUUCUGAUGGCCAGCAGUUGCUUAGUUAUUUUCAAAACUCUAGUCCAGGGAUCAGUGCCAAGGAAGCUUUGGCAACAGAAGAACUUAACAAGAACAGAAUUGUUAUAGGUGCAUUCGGGUCUACAAAUGGCGAUGGCUAUUCCGAAAUAGUAGAUACAGUGGGUGUGAAUGAGACUGCAGUUGGUUAAGGUCCUUGACACUACUUCCAAGUUUAGACGAUCGUUUAAUUAAUAGCCCUUUAACAUCAACAGAGAAUGGAGCAGCGCCCAAGGCAUUUAGGAACAAAAAGAAGGAUACAAACUAUGGAAGGAGGGAUAUGUGAGUGCUGUACUUGUUAUACCUAACAUCAACGGGAAACGUAUGUUAUUCCUUGUGAAGGCAAAAGUAUUUUCAUCAAUGAAGAGUGCCCAGUACAUUGUAUAUGUUCAUUUAGACCAAAUCAAUGGUGAUGUGGUUCAUGCUAAAUGCGACUGUAAAGUUGGCCAAGGAGGGUGCUGCAAGCAUGUCGUGCUUUACUUUAUACUUUACUUGACUUUGUCAACAUUGACAUUAAAGAAAUACCAAGUGAUAAAACAUGCACCACGGUUGGGCAGAAAUGGCAUAUUCCUUCAGGUGCAAGAAAUUUGUUAUCCAUAUUGUUAUCUAUAUCUAUAUAAUGGAUUGAUAAAUAUAUUGUUGUUUAAUGGUAUCUUGUUGUGUUAACGGUACUGUCAAUCAUUUAAUUUCGUUGAGAUUCAUCUCCUUGGAAAUUGAUUAUGUUUUUGCAUUAGUUAGUGGUUUCCCUGUGAGCAGCCCUUUUCGCAAAGGUUUAAAGAAGGUUCAUUUCCUAAUAAACAUCCAUCGAUCUAUUAUUGUUCCUUUCGCCAUACUGUUUUUUGAAAGGGGUUGGCUCAGCCUCUUCAUAUUUCUUUUAAUUGGUUUGUAACUUUUUACUGGUAUUAAGGCUCGUGCUCUUAGAAAAUUAUUCUUAUGAAAAAAUAGUAUAACUGCCUACUAUUAGGUGCCUAAUUGCCGUCCCCCCAUCCGCUAAUUAAUUAUUGAAAAUUUGUCCAAUUGAUUUUGGCACUUUGUGUUAAUUAUUGUAGUGAAAUAUGCGUAACACAGGCUAAAUAUUGUCGAUGAUAAAUAAUAGCUAUAUAAUAGUGAAAUAAGUGUACUUACUUAUUUUAAAUGCAUUUUGAGUGUUCAGUAUAUGUAACUCAUAAUUUAGACCCCUCCGGUAAUUGGAACCCCCCCUCAAAUAAUUUUUGAACAUAAAAUCCGUCCCCUCCCAUUUAUUCUUACCCCCCAGCAGUUAGGCACCAAAGAGUAGCAAUGGCUACUAAAUAAAAAAUAGAUUUUUGGCAUCCUGUAAACCUUUCUGAUAUCUACUAAACUUGACAAUAUGUACAUUUUCCCCGUUUCAUCUUCUUCCCCAUGAUAGGCAGCCAAAAUGUUUUACAUUACAUUAAGUUACGUCUCAAUAAAAGGAAUGAGUAUAUAAAUUUCUCUAAAGUUUGGUGAUUUAUCUUUAAGAAGGAAUGUAAAUUGUCAUUUAUCUUUAAGAAAAUGGAUACAGAAAAGAAAAACAAAAGAGUUGUGGAGGAGAUGGAUGUUUGAUCUCAUGUUUUAUUAUAUCCUUAGUCUUGACUAUGAACAUCUUUGUUUUUUAAUUAUUCCACGGAGAGGCAUGUUUCUCUUAGCAAUGCUAGUGUGAAUCUCACAACUUCUUAACUUUGCUUAAAUUUCACUUUUUCCACCCCAUUGCUUGGACAUUUCACUUUAAUGCAAUCAAUUAAUAGUAUAUCAAAAUUAAUUAUUCUAAAUUGAUAUUUGGGUUUGAAUUUUGUUUAAGACGGAUUAGAAUUGCACAUUUUAAAGUCUUCAUUUAGCGUAAUAUAGAACCUACCAUACCAGCAACAGAUGGCACAGUCAAGCGCCAUUUUGCUAUGAUUUUUAUUUCACUUUUCUCAAUUGCCUAGCAUGAAAAAUAAAACAGUGAUUUUAAGCAUCUUUUUUUGAUAUUUUGAUAUUUAGUCAGUUUGACGACAAUAAUUUGACCCAACCAACCGUUACUCUCUACGUCUCAGAAAUAAUUAUAUAUUUUUAAAAUAUUUUUUACAGUCUUUUGGUAUGAAUUUCCCUUAUCUUCGAGAAGGCUGAAAACGGAGAAAGUUUUGAGGAGAAAGAGAAGGUAUGAUCGCAAUCCUGUGUAUUAUUUUGCAUGAAAAAAAAUCAAAUUGUUCAUUUUGUUAAUAUCCUUCUUAGUCAGGCUAGAAUGUACGUCAGUCGUAACUGGAUUUACUGCUUGAGUUAAUUUUAGGCUGGACUUUACUUUGUUUGCAAUUUCACUUCUUAUCACCAUAUUCUUUGAACAUUACGCUCUGUUGCACUCAAUGAAUAUUGCAUCAAAUGUGAUCAUUCUAAUUUUCUCUUAGGGUUUAAGUUGUCUUCAAGACGAUUUUAAAUAGUAGAUUUCAAUAUCUUCAGUGCUACUAUACUAGCAAAUUAAAAGAUUGUAAUUUUUUCAUUCAACAGUUUUGAUAUUUAGUCAGUUUGACAACAAUAAUUUUACCCUAUCAACCGUUACUCUCUACGGCUCAGAAAUAAUUGUAUAUUUUCAAAAUAUUUUUUAUAGUCUUUUGGUAUAAAUUUUCCCUUACCUUCCAGGAGGUAGAAAACUGAGAAUUCUCAGCGGGGGAAGAGAAGGUAU